AUGUUGGUUGCAAGUAAAGGUGUUCUUGUGAAAUGCGAUCCAUCUAUAAAAGCGCUUAUUAUCCAAAUUGAUGCUGAUUCACCAGGGAUUAUCUUGGAAGAGCUCGAUGAUACGCAUUUACUUAUUCAACAGGAUAAAGUGAAUGUCGUCAAAAAUGAACUAAAUAAAUUACUUUCAAAGAAUAUAUAUAACCCUUUCGAAGAAGAGUAA
Molecule: messenger RNA, 210 nt
Organism: Lodderomyces elongisporus
Lineage: Eukaryota; Fungi; Ascomycota; Pichiomycetes; Serinales; Debaryomycetaceae
Gene: TFB5
Product: TFIIH complex subunit
Exons: 1
Coding region: 1-210 (69 amino acids)
Biological process (GO): transcription initiation at RNA polymerase II promoter; nucleotide-excision repair; transcription by RNA polymerase II
Cellular component (GO): transcription factor TFIIH core complex; transcription factor TFIIH holo complex
Source: RefSeq, a predicted model, not a curated record